UUUGUAUCAAUGAGUGUUGUUGUUGCUUGGCGCUUGCUACUAUAAUUUGCCGUUUAAACUUUAAAAUUUAUUUUAAAAUACAAAAUUUCUCUGCUUUCGUUAAUACUUAAUUCAUUUUUUUUUUUUUACUAAUCUAUAGUAAAUACUAAUGAAAUACAUUAUUGAUACUAGUACCUUAAUGUUAUAGUAUUAACGUACUAUAGUAUUUAGCGGUAUUAAAUAUUUUCGAUUAUAUUUAUUACAUAUACGCGAUUCAAUGUUUUGAUCUUCAAAUAACUAAUGGCAAAUAAUCCUGUAGACGAAUUAUCUCAAAGAGAAGAAAAAAAACAUGUGUUCAAAGACACAACUUUUGACAACACCAAAACUAACAAUGGAAAAAAAAAAUUGUGGCGUUCAUUAAAGCAAAUAACAGCUCAAGAAAGAAGUUUACCUUGGCCUGACAACUCGAUUAGUUAUAGCAGUAUUUCUGCUCCCCCGUCAUUCAAACCAGCCAAAAAAUAUUCAGAUAUUAGUGGAUUAAUUGCCAAAUAUAAAGAUCCCCAAACAUCUUUAUACUAUGCCGGACAUGAAGAAUUCAGUACCGUAAGAAAUCUGCCUAGUGAUAUUAUUACUGGAUAUCUGACUUUACGAGGAUCAUAUAAUCCUAUUGGAUAAUAUUAUUACAGUUGAUAUGAUACUUUAACUUAAAAUAAGACUUAUAAAUAAAAUUAAUAAAUAUAUAGGUAACCGUAAAAUGUGUAUUACCAUAUUGAAUCAUUAAAUAAUAAUGAACUUUAUAAAUCAA
Molecule: messenger RNA, 784 nt
Organism: Metopolophium dirhodum (rose-grain aphid)
Lineage: Eukaryota; Metazoa; Arthropoda; Insecta; Hemiptera; Aphididae
Product: INO80 complex subunit C
Exons: 5
Coding region: 280-654 (124 amino acids)
Biological process (GO): chromatin remodeling
Cellular component (GO): Ino80 complex
Source: RefSeq, a predicted model, not a curated record